Molecule: messenger RNA, 2197 nt
Organism: Cladocopium goreaui
Lineage: Eukaryota; Dinophyceae; Suessiales; Symbiodiniaceae
Source: the annotation of a GenBank genome assembly
UUGAGUCAUGUCUCCGCAAAGCGGAUCGCAUGCCAAGGCCAGGGCGUGGCAAGCGGCACAGGCAGCCACCAGUGGAGGCACAGCACAGGGAGCCUUUGCCAUGAAAGAGUUGGCCAAAUUAGCGAAGGACUUCCACGACUCCCAACUUCAGUUGACCAUGGCAGAAAUGACACUGCAAGGCCUGCAGAUCUGCGAAAUGCAUGCCCGCACUUGUGUGAAGUCCCUCGUGGAAGCCAUAUCUCCCAAUCACCCUCAGUUGGCGCAAGAUGCAGCAUGGGCACUCAUGCAGCUCCUACAGAAAUGCGCCUCAGCUACUGCUUGGGCAGUGGACGCUGGUGGGCUACAAGCUGUCCAGGGGUGCUUGCGGUGCUGGAAGGGAGAGGGAGGGGAUUCCUUUGCUUGGCUGGCAUUCUCCAUGGGUGGCUUGCAAUCCAUUGUGAGCCUUCUCCAGGACCUCGGCGAGGCAUCAGGCUCAUCAGGUGUGGCCGAUUUAGUGUGGAUCAUCUACAACCAGAGCAGUUGGAAAGAUCAGCAUGGAGAAGAAAAACCGUAUUGUCGCGAGCUGGUCCAGUUGCUGGUGCAACACUUGAAUUUUGCAUGGCAACGACAGCGGUUGAAACAUCAUGGUUGGCGAGACGAGGAAGUGCAAGUGGUUCACGCCACAGUGGCUGUGCUGCAACAGAUGUCCACAGAUCUCCCAAGUGUUGCCAGCCGUCUAGUAGAAGAGAAAUGCGGUCCUCUAUUUGCUGAGAUCUUGCAGGUGCUGAUGCCUGCCUACGGUCAGGAUGCCAAAACCAGCACAAAGUGCUGUCAGUUGUUGGCGGCUAUGGCAUCUAGUAGGUGCAAUGGAGCGAUCCUCCUGCGAGAAGGAGUUCAGACAGUUCUUCUUACAGCGGCGCAGCAGGAAGGUAUUGUAGGGGAAGCAGCCUGCAGCACGUUGCCAUGGCUAUUGGAGCAUCAGAAGCUCAGGGAGAUGCUCCACGCCUUGGCAGUUGCUGAGAUUCAUCUCACCUCAGCCAAGCGGCUGAAGAGCUUCGUGGACACACUAUGGCACCUCUUUGACGGUUCCGACACUGAAGAUCCCCUGUUGAGAUUCAUGCCGGGUCUGAUGGAUCUUCUGCUCCAGCUGCGGGCAGAACUGCAGCAGGUAAGGCGGCUGAAGGGCGUCCAAGAGAGCUGCUUCCAGGCGUUGUGUGGUGCUACAAAAGCCCUGGUGCCACUUGCACAGCCUGGCAAGCUGAAGGAGUUGGAUGCUUUCAUCUCCAUCCUGGUUCAAGAGCUGCAGGUUGUUGAUCUACCAGGAGGAGGAACACCGAGUUUUGAGAUGCUCGUGAAUGAGCUGGGCAAGGUCUCCCACAGUCCGGAGUGGCGCCACCAUCUUCGUGACUUGGAGGUGGACAAGCUGGUGGUCUUGAGGAUGAACCAAGCCCGUGGCAACAAGCGAGCGAUGAAGUACUCAAUUUGGUUGGCUUCGUCUUUGCGGGGGUUGCCAUUCUUAGUGCAGGAGCUCCAACAAAAUGUCUCCUCUGAUACGACCGUGGACGCCUGUUUUUGCACCAUCGUCGACAUCUUGGACGAAGAUGUGGAAGGUGAGUGGUUCCUGCGGCAUCAGCACCAAGAAGCGCAGCAGCAAUUGCAGGCCACAGACCUGUCGCAACUACUGAGCUUGAUACUCCAGGGGAUGCAGCAACACCAGGAUGAGUCCUACAUCCAAGCACGAGGAUGCCACUGCCUCGCCUUGGUGUUGACCGCCCGGGAGCAGUUGGGCUGUGGACGGCUUUUCCAUCUUGGAGAGGAGCUGCUGGUCCAACUUUUAGAUGUCUCAGUGGGAGUCCUGCGAAUGUCAACGGUGAACAGUACAGUGAGAGAUAGCUCCUUCUUGCUGCGCACGAUGCUCGAACCUUCGACUUGCCCAGAGGGCUGUGAGAGGCAGAACGAGGAGCGCAUGCGACAGCUGCUGGCGCACGAACUUUGUUCCAGAGGUGUUCCAGAUGUACUUCUGUCACAUCUCAAUAGUUACGCUUACAUGAAGGAUGAGAGGCACACCGAACUCUUGGAAGGCGUUCUCGCAUGCUUGGUCCAUCUUGGCGGUGUCUGGGCGGCCUUGGGCCCCUUGGCACAGCUGGAGCCGUCAGGGGAGGCGCCAACCUUGGCAAAGGCCUGCGGAUUGAAGGCCUGCGAAGUGGAAUGGGAAUGA